AUUAGCUGACUUGGUGAGGUUUAACUUAAUUUGGUAAAAUGUCGGGUAGAAGAACUUUACACUUUGUUUUCAAGAUCGGAGAUCGCAACAAGACCAUUAAGUUCUAUCGAGAUAUUCUUGGAAUGAAGGUUUUGCGGCAUGAAGAAUUUGAAGAGGGCUGUAAAGCAACUUGCAACGGCAGACCGUAUGAUGGGAAGUGGAGCAAGACAAUGAUAGGGUAUGGGGAUGAGGAUAAUCACUUUGUGUGUGAACUUACUUAUAACUAUGGAAUUGGAGAUUAUCCCAUGGGCAAUGACUUUAUGGGUCUAACUAUUGGUAGCUCCACCAUCGUAGAAAACUGCAAAAAGAAUGAUUGGCCAGUAAAUAAAGUAACAGAUUCUUUAUAUGAAACUGAAGCACCUGGUGGGUAUAAGUUUGUGCUGGAGGAUAAACAACAAACUGCAUCAGACCCAGUGCAAAAAGUGACUUUAGCUUCAUCUAACCUAUCUCGAUCGAUCGAAUACUGGACCAAAAUAGCGGGGAUGACAGUGUUUGAACAAUCCGAUAAAGAAGCAACACUUGGUUUCUGUAAAGAACAAGCUAAGGUUGGUCUCCAUGAUAUCGGGUGUGUGGUCGAUCAUAAGAAAGCAUUUGGAAGAGUUGCAAUUGCUUGUCCCAGAGAACAGCUUCCGGCGAUUCAACAAGCAGCCAGGUCAGGUGACCACACAAUUCUAACAGAGCUUGUGAGUCUCGAUACUCCCGGUAAAGCAACAGUUGAAGUUGUGAUUCUCGCUGAUCCUGAUGGACAUGAAAUCUGCUUUGUUGGAGAUGAAGCUUUUCGUCAACUUUCCAAGACCGAUCCUAACGGGGACAAGCUGCUUGAUGAAGCUGUGCAAAAUGACAAAAGUGCUGAAUGGUUCGCAAAACGCAACCGAUCAAAAGCAACAGCCUAAUUUAAAUUUUACUUAAGCUAAAUCAAUGAUGAUUUAAGUUAGAUACAUUCUUUUUAAUUCAAUAUUUAUUAUACAAAUCAACUAGUUUAGAUUUCGAAUAUCUUUGUUCGAGUAAGCUGCACAUUUAUAUGCAAUUUUAUAACAUGGACAAUCUAAACAUUUACUUUUAUAAACAUGUGAGGGUAACUUUAAUAGUAAAAGAAUAUAAAUUACCAAUUGACUUUGCAGGAUUAUUGCUUUAUUUUAUUUCAAGCUUCACUGUCAUAUUUGUGUGUUAAGAUCUUGACAUAAGUUCAAUCGUAUUUUUGUAUUGUUUUGUGUAAAGUUGCAAUAAAGAAGUAAUGUAGAAUAGAAGCGGGAACCUCAUACGAUUUUUCCUUGCUUGAUUUAAAA
Molecule: messenger RNA, 1325 nt
Organism: Ciona intestinalis (vase tunicate)
Lineage: Eukaryota; Metazoa; Chordata; Ascidiacea; Phlebobranchia; Cionidae
Source: RefSeq, a predicted model, not a curated record